ACUCUGAGGUCAUCUUAUGUUAAAUAAUUUUGGAUUGUUUUCUUAAGAUGCCAAUCAAAAGAGGGCAUGUUGCUCCUCAGAACACAUUCAUCGACACACUAAUACAGAAGUUCGAUAGUCAAGGUCGGAAAUUUUUGAUUGCUAAUGCUGUUCUUCCUGGAGCACCAAUUAUUUUCUGCAACGAUGAGUUUUGCUCCCUUUGUGGAUAUUCAAGGGCUCAAAUUCUAUGUCGUUCUGCCGCUCUGGAAUUUCUGUAUGGACCAUCGACUUCAUUCGCAUCUAUCAAGGAUCUGAAAACAGCACUGUCAGAUUAUGAGGAGAAAGUGAUCAUGGCUAUUCUUUGCAACAAAUCAGGCAAUCAAUUUAUUUGUCAAAUAACAGUUGCUCCAGUACGUAAUGCAGAAGGCCAAGUUCGCCUAUACAUUUUAACUUUUGUGGUUAAUUCUGAAUUUAGAAAAACAAAAAGUACAAAUCACCCUAGUAAAACAAGCUUAACAAAUGAUAGGAAAACGAGUAGAAAUUAUCAACGACAGCUGUGUUGUAUAUCAGUCAAUGAUACAGUUGGUGAAGAGUCUCGAACAAUUAGUCAAUUAACUAAUGUUCAUGAUCACAAGGAUGAACUUGGACAACCCAUUUCUAGAUGUGAACUAGAAAACUCAACUUCUGCCAACUCUACUGAACGAGAUCUAAGUUGCACAUGCUUAAUGCAACCAGGCGAAUUGAAACAACCUCUACCUCGAUCUAAUUCUCUUGUAAGCAUUUCCCCAAAUGUCCCGAAAGAACCAAAAAGAGGUCGUAAUUAUUUAGUUUGCAGAGGACAUUCUAUUGUGAGUACAUCUUCACAUAUGUCCAGAGGUAAUUCACUCGUUGGUCUUUCUCGUGGAUGUGGUGGAAUUGUGGUGAAUACCAACUCAUGGAACGCAUCCCGUCGUCAUGUUUCAGAAAAAGUUGCUGAGAUGCUUUCCAUGGGUCCUGAAUUAAAUCCAGAACAAAAACUACAUUCUCCACGUAUUCAUCCAUUCACCUUAAAACAUUAUGGUCCUGUUAAAGCAGUUUGGGAUUGGCUUGUCCUUCUAUUUGUAAUUUAUACAGCUGUAUUCACGCCUUAUGCAGCAGCGUUUCUACUUCCUGAUGCUAAGCGAAAAAGAAGACACAAUGAUGGUUGGGGUCGAUAUAGUGGUCUUACAUCGUAUCAGAAUCCAUUACAAAUUAUCGAUUUAUUUGUAGAUAUAAUGUUUAUUGUGGAUAUAUUCAUUAAUUUUCGUACAACUUAUGUGAAUAGAAAUGAUGAAUUAAUUUCACAUCCUGGUCAAAUUGCUAUACAUUAUUUUAAGGGUUGGUUUCUAAUUGACGUAGUAGCAGCCAUACCAUUUGAUUUAUUAUUAUUCGGUGCUGAAACAGAUGAGAUGGCUACAUUAAUUGGUUUAUUGAAAACUGCACGUCUUUUACGUUUAGUACGUGUUGUUCGUAAAUUAGAUCGUUAUUCUGAAUAUGGUGCAGCUGUUCUCUUAUUACUCAUGGCUACAUUUGUUUUAAUUGCUCAUUGGCUUGCAUGUAUUUGGUAUGCUAUUGGUAAUGUUGAACGUCAACAAUUCAAUGUACGUAUUGGUUGGCUCGAUCAAUUAGCUGAACAAAUUAAACAACCAUUUGGUAAUCGAUCAACACUUGGACCAAGUAUUAAAUCAAAAUAUAUUACAGCAUUAUAUUUUACUUUUUCAAGUUUAACUUCAGUUGGAUUUGGUAAUGUAAGCCCAAAUACUAAUUCGGAAAAAAUAUUCUCUGUAUGUGUUAUGUUAGUUGGAUCAUUAAUGUAUGCUGGAAUAUUCGGACAUGUAAGUGCUAUUAUUCAACGUUUAUAUAGUGGAACUGCUCGUUAUCAUGCUCAAAUGGUACGUGUUAAAGAAUUUAUUCGUUUUCAUCAAAUACCAAAUCCAUUAAAACGACGUUUAGAAGAAUUUUUUCAACAUGCAUGGUCAUAUACAAAUGGUAUUGAUAUGAAUUUAGUAUUACGAAGUUUUCCUGAAUGUUUACAAGCUGAUAUAUGCUUACAUCUAAAUCGAAAUCUACUUAAUACAUGUUCACCAUUUAAAAAUGCAAGUCAAGGUUGUCUUCGAGCUCUUGCAUUAAAAUUAAAAACAACACAUGUACCACCUGGUGAUACACUUGUUCAUAAAGGUGAUGUAUUAAAUUUUUUAUGUUUUAUUGCUCGUGGAAGUAUUGAAAUUAUGAUUGGUUGUGAUAUACUUGCUGUAUUAGGACAAGGUGAUGUAUUUGGUGAGAAUCCAACAGAUUUUAUUAGUAUGGGUCAAUCAAAAUAUAAUGUGAGAGCAUUAACUUAUUGUGAUUUGCAUAGAAUUCAACGUGAUGAUCUAUUAGAAAUUUUAGAAAUGUAUCCAGAAUUUGCAAAACAAUUUAAAAAAGAAUUAGAAAUAACUUUUGAUUUACGUGAUUAUUCGGAUCCAUGCAUUCUUAAUCCGGAAUUAAUACAACCAUCAGAUAAACUCGCUAAAUAUCCUUCACCUAAACAUAUUAGCAUAUCACAUCAAACCAAUGCUGAUGUUGGUGACAAUAACAAUGACGCUGAUGAUAAUGGUGGUGUAAGUAAUGACAAUUCUGAUUAUGAAGAAGAUUUCGACGAAUGCUUUCAACUUCAUGAAAUAAAUGAUAUUCGUAACAUACAUAGUAUGCCUUUUAUUGAUUGUUACUCAAAUGACCAAUCACCAAUUGUUCGGAAAAAGCCGUUAAUUAACCCAAAUAUCUCAUCAACUAAAUCAUUUGAACAAAUUAAUCGGUACAACAAUAUGUAUACAUGUGAUCCUAAUGUGUUUUCAUUUACUAAUGAUAAUAAUAAUGAACUGGACAUAGUUGGUUUGUCGUCAAGAAAUAAAAUAAUGUACUAUCCUAUUCAUGAUAAACAAUCAAUAGUCGAAGAUUCAGCUGAUACUUCACAGCCAUCAUCUGCAAUAACUCAUCCGACUCAUUCCUUAAUUAAUAAUUCCAAGCCUUGUGAAGGAUCAAAUCCUGUUGAAAAUCAAAGUUUGAGUAGAAUUAGUUCAUCCGAUAUCAUUGUAAAUUUGUUAACACGUCUUAGUUCAAUGGAAAACAAUUUGUUAUCAUUAGAAAAGAAAUUGAACACUGAACUUAAUCAACUCUCUCAAUUAAUUGAUAUUUAUUCAUCUUAAAUAUAAAAUAAUCAUUUAAAUGAUUCAUAAAAAAAAGAAAUUUUCUUAUCAUUAUUUCUAUAUUAUGCAAUAAUAAUAAUUAUUAUUAUUUUUUCCCCAUUUUAUUCAACAUUUCAUAUUGUGUAUAAUGUUUCUCUCAUACUAGUAGUCAUGUACAGUUUAAUAAUUCAAGGAAAACAUUAUAAAUAUUUAUUCAGAAAAACAAAUGCAUGUUUUGCUCCUCUCA
Messenger RNA from Schistosoma margrebowiei, 3408 nucleotides. The record is from the annotation of a GenBank genome assembly. NCBI's taxonomy places the organism in Eukaryota, Metazoa, Platyhelminthes, Trematoda, Strigeidida, Schistosomatidae.